AGAAGAGUGUUCUAAAUGGUCAUUGCGUAAUAAGGUACAAAAACAAAACAAACAAAAAAAAUGUUAAAUAUGGUGGCACCACAACAAUUUUGUGUUCGAUGGAAUAGUUACCAUUCAAAUUUACAAAAUGCAUUUCCAAAAUUAUUAACGUCAGAACAUUUUGUGGAUGUUACAUUGGCUUGUGAUAAUGGGCUUAUUAAGUGCCAUAAAGUUGUGCUGUCCGCAUGUUCAAACUAUUUUGAAAAUAUUUUAAUCCAAAAUCCAUGUCAGCAUCCGACGAUUGUUUUAAAGGAUAUGAAAUGCCGUGAAGUACAAUCUCUAGUUGAUUUCAUGUAUAAAGGUGAAGUCAAUGUAACGCAAGAAGAAUUACCACACUUAUUAAAAGCCGCUGAAGGUUUACAAAUACGCGGUUUAUCUGGAUCAGAACAGUGUCUUAGUCAAAUGAAUAUAUUAUGUCAAUCACCAACAAAACCACAAUGUCCACCUUUGGCACCCGUAACACCACACUCAGGACAAAUACCCACUGCAGCUAUACCAAAUGUUGAAACAGCCACUGCUAGUUCCAUCACACCUACCUCAUCUGCAUCGAACAAUGAUCAUAAAUUAAUGAAUCAUAUAAAAAUUGAAACAGAAAUCCAAAAAGAAAAUAUUGAUGUGAAUCGUGAAACAAAAAUAAAAUCUGAUACAACGGUAUCAGUUAAUGGUGAUCAUGAAAAUAAGAAUGAAGAUAGCCAGGAUGGAUUCGAAUCUGAUGACAAAGCAAAAUCUGAAUCAACAAUAAAAGAAGAAGAAAUGAAUUACAAUGACGAAGAUUUGGAAAUGGAUUAUUUAGACGGAAUGGAAUAUGACGGAAAUGAAGCUAAUGGACCUGGCACAUCAGAUAAUCAGUCUCAAUCAUCAGAUUACAAUCCUGCCGCAAAUGUCAGUUGUUUAUAUACGAAACGGAUACGACGCUCAGAAACAGAACUACGACAAGCAGCUGAUUGUAUAACCAGAGGACAAACGUUUCAAAAUGUAUCGGACCAAUUUAAUAUUCCAAUAUCUACAAUAAGAUUUUUCAUGGCAAGAAAAGGUAUAUUACCAAGACGUAAACGUGGCAGGGGAUCAUCGGCAAAUGUAAUUAGCAGUGGCGGUUUUCAUUCAAAUGCAUUAAGCGGUGGUGAUCGGUCAGAUUGGAAUGGACUUUGAUCAGAUUUUUGUUGGAUUGAAGAUAUAAUUUGUCUCUUCAUUACGUAUGAAGAAAACACUCUCACAUACACUUAAAUACAAUUUUUUUAUACCAAAUAUUUUUUAAAAAUAUUUCCUAG
Molecule: messenger RNA, 1307 nt
Organism: Chrysoperla carnea
Lineage: Eukaryota; Metazoa; Arthropoda; Insecta; Neuroptera; Chrysopidae
Product: protein tramtrack, beta isoform
Exons: 6
Coding region: 61-1188 (375 amino acids)
Biological process (GO): regulation of transcription by RNA polymerase II
Cellular component (GO): nucleus
Molecular function (GO): protein binding
Source: RefSeq, a predicted model, not a curated record